Molecule: messenger RNA, 1553 nt
Organism: Exophiala xenobiotica
Lineage: Eukaryota; Fungi; Ascomycota; Eurotiomycetes; Chaetothyriales; Herpotrichiellaceae
Exons: 1
Coding region: 362-871 (169 amino acids)
Source: RefSeq, a predicted model, not a curated record
ACCGUCCGACUUUAAUUCCAAACCACUUCCCCCAGACACCUUUAUGCAGACAGAAUGGCGGAUUGUGCGUCACCGGACGCCCAUCCGCUCGCCUUCUCCCCAUCACCUACCGAUCCCCGACCUCGAAGAACUAAAUCGGCACCUAAGCCGCAAACCCGAGCGCAGCUACAGCCCCGAAUACCGCGGCUCCUCUACCCCCGAAGUCUAUCCCUCCGACUACCUUUUGCAAAUCCUCAAACCCUUGGAGUACUACAAGGCCAAAGCGAUCUAGGAAACCCACCGAGUCCGUCUUCUCGAUCCGUCGACGGAUCAUCGCAGGUCCAUCAACUCGGUUGAGUACUGGCGUACUGAAUACAAUCACAUGAUUAAGGAAUUCUUCAAUAUCUCCCAGCGGCAAAAUCAAGAGAGGUGGGACAAAGCACAAAUGAUGAACAGUGAAGAAGCGGGAAAAUCGACUGCAGAGUGCCCACAGGGUGCUCUCUCCGCGGUGACCAGGAACAAGGACGAGAACAAGAAAGAGAAUAGGAAGACAGAGAGCGCCGGAGACGGACCUGUCUCCUGUAGACUACGGAGUCGUGCUCAUCGUAUUGAUGGGGCGAGCCAGUCGUGGAGCACUGCUGCUGCACCUCGGGGGAUAUCCAAGACGAAGAGCAAGGCAAAGAGCCAGACAAAGAGCCAACAAACGGCAACACAAAGAGCAACACAAAGAGCACGACCCGGAACAACAUGCCGAACGGGUAGCAAGGGAUUCCACACUAUUAUCGACAAGAAAGACAGACCCGGUUGUGAGAAUCUUGCAAGACAGUCGUCACGUGAACAGUCUCCUUCGGCCAGGGCACCGUCAUCAGUGAUCCAGGAUUCCAGGCAAUGAUCAAGGAAUCAGCCGUGACUCCUGGAUUGGACAGGUCUUUCUUUCAGCCAAUCAGACUGAUGCCAAGAAGUGCGACAAGUGUGACACCUGCACGUCAAGCUCGAAUUCUGUUGUUGGGUCACCAAGAUUCUCAGCAUUGCUGGAUCAGGAAGGUCUCUUGCCUGAUCAGUCUGCAACGAGAUCGAACUCCGGUGUCCCCGCUGCCGAGAUCCGGCCCAUCCCCCCUCCCUCCGCCCAACCCUAACACCACCUCCUGGGAAUGUAACGUAAUUCGGCGUUACACUCUUUGGGGAGGGGGAAACGGCCGGCAUUUACGACAAGAUGGAAAGUUCCACGAGCAUCUCGUCACGCCGCACCACAGGCGCGUUUGUCGCUCGCGUACACAGUGGAGUGAUGUCGCUUGCUGCAAAGAAACAUGCUCGGAUGUGUACUGUCCAUUAUGUUUAUCAGAAGCUUAUCUCUGCCUCAUAUAGGCAUCUUGGGCUCGGGCGAUACGAAGAGGCAAUUUAUGCAGUAGGGUUCGCGGUGCGAUGUGCUGUAGGCGUCCAGUGGGAGGUUUGCACUCGGUACCCGCCUAGGCCUCCAGGUAUCAUGCAAGAAAACUGCCUAGUGCGGUCAGUAUUUGGGAUGGCAGAUCCUGUCUCCAUGGCGGGAUCGGUACUAUAUAAAUAUUGCCUAAAAG